Gamsiella multidivaricata is the source of this 1043-nucleotide messenger RNA. RefSeq lists its product as uncharacterized. The coding region runs from base 114 to 974 and encodes 286 amino acids. The transcript is spliced from 2 exons. The record is from RefSeq and is a predicted model, not a curated record. Lineage: Eukaryota; Fungi; Mortierellomycota; Mortierellomycetes; Mortierellales; Mortierellaceae.
CAGAUGUGCAGGACCAGUCAACUGUCUCCUCAACGUCGUCUCAGCAACUAGAGAGACGCCCACCAUUAGCGAGGGCAAAUAUCCCAAAAAAUCGUCAAAGGUACUCCUUCAAGAUGAGGACAGGAUCAACCCAGCGCUCACCGCCAGACAAGAUGAAGGUUUAUAAGUUUAAACCAUACAAGGAAUGGACCGACUCUCCUGAAGACUCAACCCUGGACAGUAAUGCCAAACCCAAGUUCAAGCCCAAGCCCAAAUUCAAGAUCAAGACCCUCGCUACCUCGACUGCAAAUACCAGGAAGCUGGCAGUCAUGCGCCACUUGGCUUACCAUCAUCCCACCUCGUCCCUUAAAGUUGGUACUCUGGCCGCGAACGUCAAGCGAGCAGUACCAAACAAUGGUGUUCUCCAACAAGAGGUCAUACAUUGCAUCCGAGAUCUGGUGCAAGAAGCAGCCCGAGUAAAGCGGAAAGGCCAGCAAGUGAUCAGGAAGUUUGUCGACUACAUCAACAAGCAUAGACUAGGACCCAUUGAUCGUCAAUUUAUGGAUCUAUUCUGUCCUCGAGUAUCCAUGAAUGAUGUCAAGGAUGAGAAGAAUGAAGAGACGGAGGAGGAGGAGGAUGGGGGCAGCGAGGACGAUUUGGACGACAAGCCAAAGGGUGACAGAAGCUCUGCUCAGUCCUCUUUCCUGUUGAUUUUCCUGACAUCCAUAUAUCCUGGAAACCGCCCAAGGAAUGCUGGUACUGGCUCGACAGUCAAUGAAUUUAUUGAUCGACCCAUUCAUCUCCAGCUGUACACACCACCACCACUGGCAUCUGAUGGCUGCAAGCACAAAGCAGUCUUUACACCAUCGGAACUGGUAGCAUCCGUCUCCACCCAACUCAGGGUCGAACUCAAGAAGAUGUACAAGAACGGUUCCUGCGAUCUGUACAAAAAGGUAAUUAUUCUUACUUAUUAUUUUCUAUCUCUUGGAUUGUAGCUCAUGGCAAGAAAGGAAAAGGGUCUCUUGGGUUCCGACGUUGAUGUGGAGAUUCAGGGGGAAGUAUCU